AUGCAGCUGAUGAAUCGGAGUCUCUCUCGCAAUCAAAAGACUAUCCUUCAAGGCCUGGCUGCCGUCGUUCUUUUAGCUCUUUUCCUGCGAUUCUGGACUGGAAGUAAGGACCACUAUCUCUCCGCCGACUUGGUCAACUACUCCGCGGACCUCUCACAAGAUGAUGACGCUCGUCUGGGAAUAAAUGAAGCUCGUUCAAUUUGUAAACAGCAUGGGUUCUCUUUCUACAAGGAUGAGAACAGAAAGGUCUAUGAUCUGAUCCUCCUUUCCACCGAACUCGACUGGCUCGAGAUAAGACUGCGAACCUUGUCCCCUUUUGUGGACUACUUCAUUGUUGUGGAGGCUCCUACAACCUUCACCAGUAAGCAGAAGCCGUUGUAUCUGCAGGAAAAUUGGGACAACUUCAGGGACUUCCACCACAAGAUCAUCCACCGAAUUGUCCAUGAUCCAGUCCACAGCGAUCGAAUCUGGGAUCAUGAAGAUUGGUUCCGGAAUUCGAUGUUUACCGAAGUCUUCCCUGGACUGGUCGGAACACGAUAUGAAGCGCAACACGGAGAUGUUCUGAUCGUGAGCGAUAUGGAUGAGGUCAUCAGACCUGGUGCCAUGCAGCUUCUAAGAUAUUGUGACAUCCCCGCAAGGCUUACCCUUCGGACCGAGUUCUACUACUACUCUUUCCAGUGGAAGCAUAGAGGACCYCAAUGGACGCAUCCAGAUGUUACGACAUACCAAGGUCCCGAUACUCUCCUACCAAAUGAUCUACGACAGGGAUUGAUGGAUGGCGGCUGGGCUCCUAUCGCCUCUUUUCGAAGAUGGCGUAGUAGAGCUACCCUUUGGAAUGCUGGGUGGCAUUGCUCUAGCUGCUUCGCAACUGUGGCUGAGAUGCGGACCAAWAUGGCGAGCUUCUCCCAUGCAGGCUUGAACACUGAAGCAAAUCGGGAUGCCCAAACUAUGAUUGACCGUGUUCGAAAUGGCAAGGAUCUCUUUGGUCGACCUAAUGAGAUCUACGACAAGGUCGAGAACAACGAAGAUGUUCCAGAAUUCAUUCUCAGUCAGAAUAGACUCAACAUGCGGUUUAAGUACCUUCUGGACAGAGAUGGAGAGGAUGCCGGAUUCGAGGACUGGGGAGAUGUGACAAAGCAUGAUUGA
Messenger RNA from Ramularia collo-cygni, 1146 nucleotides. RefSeq names its product related to beta-1,4-mannosyl-glycoprotein 4-beta-N-acetylglucosaminyltransferase. NCBI's taxonomy places the organism in Eukaryota, Fungi, Ascomycota, Dothideomycetes, Mycosphaerellales, Mycosphaerellaceae. Bases 1 to 1146 code for a protein of 381 amino acids. The transcript has a single exon. Gene Ontology annotation, molecular function: beta-1,4-mannosylglycoprotein 4-beta-N-acetylglucosaminyltransferase activity. Gene Ontology annotation, biological process: N-acetylglucosamine metabolic process; protein N-linked glycosylation. The record is from RefSeq and is a predicted model, not a curated record. Gene Ontology annotation, cellular component: membrane.